This is a messenger RNA of Dentiscutata erythropus, 252 nucleotides long. Lineage: Eukaryota; Fungi; Glomeromycota; Glomeromycetes; Diversisporales; Gigasporaceae. The record is from the annotation of a GenBank genome assembly.
GAUUUCUUGUAUCAAAUAUUGAAUUGGGUGAUAAUACCAGAAUAGAGUUAAAAGAUUUACCUAUUAAGGAUCAGAUCUGUAAGAAACAAGAAAAGCUUAGAAAAAAGAAUAAGGAAAAGGAAAGAAAAGCCAAUGAGUUAGAAACUGAAAAUAAAUUUCUAUAUAAGCAAAACAAAAAAUCAAAGAAAAAUUUCAAAAUAGAAUUAAAAAUCUUGAAAGAGCAUGAAAAAGAAGAAAGUGAAGCUGGAAUUA